This is a messenger RNA of Megalops cyprinoides (Indo-Pacific tarpon), 586 nucleotides long. RefSeq names its product thioredoxin (gene txnb). The transcript is spliced from 5 exons. NCBI's taxonomy places the organism in Eukaryota, Metazoa, Chordata, Actinopteri, Elopiformes, Megalopidae. The record is from RefSeq and is a predicted model, not a curated record. The coding region runs from base 76 to 399 and encodes 107 amino acids. Gene Ontology annotation, molecular function: protein-disulfide reductase activity.
GCGCCGCUAGUAGGUCAGUUGCGGCGGAAUCACAGGGACUCAUCGUUGUGCAGGGUUUUAGGGUGACAUAUCAAAAUGCUGACCGUUAUUGAAGACAAGGAUGCCUUUGACAAAGCCUUGCAAGAGGCCGGUAGCAAGCUGGUGGUGGUGGACUUCACUGCUACCUGGUGUGGUCCUUGCCAGGCCAUUGGCCCUUUUUUCAAAGGACUCUCUGAAAAGCCUGAGAAUAAGGACAUAGUAUUUCUGAAGGUCGACGUGGAUGAUGCUCAGGAUGUGGCCUCCUCCUGUGGAGUCAAGUGCAUGCCAACAUUCCAAUUCUACAAAAACGGAGCGAAGAUUGAUGAAUUCUCUGGAGCCCACAAAGAGAAGCUGGAGGAAAAAGUGAAUCAGCACAAAUGAAUCUGCCCUACUCACCCUGUGCAAAAGACCAUAUCUAUACAUAUCUGAUGAUAAUUUACAUAAAUUUAUCAUAAAAAUUUGCCUUUGUAUGAUAAACAUUGUGUUCUGUUAAAGUGAUGACAUUCCCUAUUAACUGUUCAACAGCAUCCCUUCUGUGACGUGAUCAGAGGCAGACAUUAAAUCUAGA